ACUUCAGCUCUGUCUCUGUCUGUCUCUGCUCCUUGUUUGGGAGGCUAGUGGGAGGAGAAGAGCUGAAGGGGCUAUAUAACCUCUGAGGUUUCAGAUACAGAGUGUACCACCCUAGAGCAGCCAUCCCCAGCCACGCGCUGUCAGGGGCUGUUUUCUGUCUGGAAGGCCAGCAGACACUGUAGAAGAUGUGUGAGGAGGAGGACAGCACUGCCCUUGUUUGUGACAAUGGCUCGGGGCUCUGUAAAGCUGGCUUCGCUGGAGAUGAUGCUCCAAGAGCGGUUUUCCCAUCCAUUGUGGGUCGUCCCAGGCACCAGGGUGUGAUGGUUGGUAUGGGUCAAAAAGACAGCUAUGUGGGUGACGAGGCUCAAAGCAAGAGAGGAAUCCUGACCCUGAAAUACCCCAUUGAGCACGGCAUCAUUACCAACUGGGACGACAUGGAGAAGAUCUGGCAUCAUUCUUUCUAUAAUGAGCUCCGGGUUGCACCUGAAGAACACCCGACUCUGCUGACUGAAGCACCGCUGAAUCCCAAAGCUAACCGCGAGAAAAUGACACAGAUUAUGUUUGAGACGUUCAAUGUGCCAGCCAUGUAUGUAGCCAUCCAGGCUGUUCUGUCCCUCUAUGCCUCUGGGCGUACCACAGGCAUCGUGCUGGACUCUGGGGAUGGUGUCACCCACAACGUGCCCAUCUACGAAGGCUACGCCCUGCCACACGCCAUCAUGCGGCUGGACCUGGCGGGCCGGGACCUGACGGACUACCUCAUGAAAAUCCUGACGGAGCGCGGGUACUCCUUCGUGACCACGGCCGAGCGUGAAAUUGUCCGUGACAUCAAGGAAAAGCUCUGUUACGUGGCCCUGGACUUUGAAAAUGAGAUGGCCACUGCUGCAUCUUCCUCCUCUCUGGAAAAAAGCUAUGAGCUUCCUGAUGGUCAGGUGAUCACCAUUGGAAAUGAACGCUUUCGGUGCCCAGAGACGCUCUUCCAGCCAUCUUUCAUUGGCAUGGAGUCUGCUGGCAUUCAUGAAACCACUUACAACAGCAUCAUGAAAUGUGACAUAGACAUCAGGAAGGAUCUUUAUGCCAACAACGUGCUGUCUGGAGGCACCACAAUGUACCCGGGUAUUGCAGACAGGAUGCAGAAGGAAAUAACUGCUCUGGCUCCUAGCACCAUGAAGAUCAAGAUCAUUGCUCCUCCUGAACGCAAGUACUCUGUCUGGAUUGGAGGUUCUAUUCUUGCUUCCCUCUCUACUUUCCAGCAGAUGUGGAUCAGCAAACAGGAAUAUGAUGAAGCUGGCCCAUCCAUUGUUCACCGCAAAUGCUUUUAAGUUGCUUUUUCUUUAUAUGUCUCCUUAGUGUGAAUGUAUUCAGGGAAGUACAUUCUUAUUAUUUCAUUCCAUAAAUUCUUCAUCAUAAUUAAUCUAAUUAAUUUGAUACUGUGUAUUUCUUAAAAUAAAUUUUAAAUAUGCUAUGAAA
Messenger RNA from Prinia subflava (tawny-flanked prinia), 1467 nucleotides. RefSeq names its product actin alpha 2, smooth muscle (gene ACTA2). Bases 186 to 1319 code for a protein of 377 amino acids. The transcript is spliced from 9 exons. The record is from RefSeq and is a predicted model, not a curated record. NCBI's taxonomy places the organism in Eukaryota, Metazoa, Chordata, Aves, Passeriformes, Cisticolidae.